Messenger RNA from Polistes dominula (European paper wasp), 1229 nucleotides. Its product is annotated as regulator of microtubule dynamics protein 1. Gene Ontology annotation, molecular function: microtubule binding. Lineage: Eukaryota; Metazoa; Arthropoda; Insecta; Hymenoptera; Vespidae. The record is from RefSeq and is a predicted model, not a curated record. Gene Ontology annotation, cellular component: spindle microtubule; mitochondrion; mitotic spindle pole.
UAUUUUAUGUGAUUUAAUAAUUUUGAUGUGAAUUUAAAUUAAUUAAUAUAUAACAAUGUCGUGGAAAGUUUUUCGUUUCUUAACCUCAAUCAACAUAUGUCAAAGAUUUGAUACGUAUAAAGUUGCAUUAAUAGGAGUACAAAGGAGAGAAAAACGUAACUUUAAUAAAUUGGUUUAUGUAGCACCUGCUGCUAUGGGGCUUUGGAUUUUUCAAUCUGCCGAUGAAAAAGAUAAAGAUAAAAGUGAAAAUAAUAAAAAUAAUAAUAACAAUCAUGUAAAGGAAAUUACUGCUAAGGAAGGGUUUAUUGUAACAGCUGAUGUUUUGUUCGAGCAAGGCUCGUACAAACAAUUGUAUGAUCAUUUGUCGAGUUACAAGCAUAAAGAAGAUGUAGAGAUAUUGUGGCGUUUGAGUAGGGUUUUGUACAAUUUGUCAAAAACGGCUAAUGAAUCGGAAGCCAAAAAAAUGAUUUUAGAAGCUUACGAGUAUAUACAAACUGCAAUUAGUAUCAAAGAGGAUCAUUAUGCUGUACAAAAGUGGAUGUCAAUAUUACUCGAUAGUAAAAGCUCUUUGGAAGGGAUGAAAUCAAGGAUACAACAAUUAUACAACGUUAAGAAACAUAUGCUUAGAGCAAUAGAAUUAAAUCCAAAGGAUGCUACCACUUUGUACAUGCUCGGCAAUUGGUGUUAUCAUGUAUCCGAUUUAGCAUGGUAUCAAAGAAAAAUUGCAUCCUUGGCAUUUGGAGAACCUCCUAGUUCAUCCUUCGAAGAGGCAUUAACGUAUUUUGAAAAGGCUGAAGAAACAAGUCCUAAUUUUUACAGUCUCAAUUUACUUAUGUUAGCAAAAACUUAUUUAAAAUUAGGUAGAAAAGAAGAUGCUUUAAAAUAUUUAAAAUUGACUACGGAAUAUCCAACCACAGAUCACGAGGAUGUUCAAUCUAAAAAAGAAGCUCAAGAAAUACUCAACGCUUUAUAAAGUUCUUCGACGUACUGUUUAUUUUUUAUUUUUUAUUUUUUGUUUAAGUAAUUUUAUUUGUAUUUUGUAAUUACAAAGAGACCAAGAGGGGGGAUCGUAUAAAUUAAGGGUUGUAUAAUAAUUCUUUGUUUACGUACGCACAAUAUAAAAAAUAUUUAUUUAUAGCUGAUAAAUAUUUAGUCAAGCUAAAACUUAAUAUUUUAUUAUAUUUCGAGUAUAUAUAAUAUAUGAACAAAAAGUAAUAUACUCAUUUACA